Molecule: messenger RNA, 1915 nt
Organism: Quercus robur (English oak)
Lineage: Eukaryota; Viridiplantae; Streptophyta; Magnoliopsida; Fagales; Fagaceae
Product: ent-kaurenoic acid oxidase 2-like
Exons: 8
Coding region: 195-1691 (498 amino acids)
Biological process (GO): sterol metabolic process; brassinosteroid biosynthetic process; brassinosteroid homeostasis
Cellular component (GO): endoplasmic reticulum
Molecular function (GO): heme binding; ent-kaurenoic acid monooxygenase activity; iron ion binding
Source: RefSeq, a predicted model, not a curated record
CAAAGGAAAGACAAAACACUAGCAUUAGUUUAUGUUGAAGCAUUGGAAUGUGACUCUACUGCACAAUUAUCGCAAGCUAUAAUAGACAGACAGCCGACAGGCAUAGGCAGAAAUGUCACGGGAUUUAAAAUUGAUAAGUUUUAUUUGGUUUUGUGAGUUUCUUAAUUGAAUCUGCAUUCCAAGAAGAGCUGAAGAUGGAGCAGGGUUUUGGAUGGAUGGUUUUCACAGCUUUGGUGGGUGGGUCUGUUGCAAUAUAUUGGUUGCUAAAGGGUGCAAAUCAAUGGUACUAUGUGAGUAGGUUGGGUAGAGAGCUGUAUCCACUUCCUCCAGGUGAUAUGGGGUGGCCUUUGAUCGGGAACAUGUGGUCCUUCCUAUUUGCUUUUAAGUAUGGUGACCCUGAUUCAUUCAUAUCCAACAUGGUUGCCAGAUUUGGUCGCACAGGAAUCUACAAGGCUUACAUGUUUGGAAGCCCAAGCAUCAUUGUCACAUUGCCCGAAACAUGCAAACAAGUGUUGAUGGAUGAUGAAAGAUUUAAAUCAGGUUGGCCUAAAUCAACUAAUGAAUUAAUGGGGAGGAAAUCAUUUUUGGGCUUAUCUGGUGAAGAACACAAGCGUCUGCGCAGGCUUACAGCAGCACCAAUUAAUGGCCACAAGGCACUGUCUAUGUACCAUGAGUACAUCAAGGAAGUAACCAUAAAUUCAUUAGAUGAACUUGCUAAGACCAACAAACCAAUUGAGUUCUUGAUUGAGGUCAAGAAGAUCACCUUUAAAAUUAUUAUGCACAUUUUUUUGGGCAGUGAGGUUGAUCCAAUGAUGAAGACUUUGGAGGAGGAGUACGCUAAUCUAAAUAAUGGAUUAAGAGCCAUGGCCAUUAACCUGCCUGGAUUCGCAUUCUAUAAGGCACUUAAGGCUCGGAAAAAGCUGGUAAAGAUCCUUCAAGCUGUUGUUGAUGGAAGAAGGGCAAGAAAAAGUAGCAAUCUUUCAGAGACACAGAAGGAUAUGAUGGAGUUAUUAAUGGAUGUUGAAGAGAAUGGCAGAAAAUUGGACGAUGAGGAGAUCAUAGACAUAAUCCUUAUGUACUUGAAUGCUGGCCAUGAAUCUUCAGCCCAUGCCACAAUGUGGGCAACCCUCUUUUUACAACAACAUCCAGAAUGUCUCCAAAAAGCCAAGAGAGAGCAAGAGGAGAUUAUUAGAGGAAGACCAUCAACAGAGAAAGGAUUGAUCUAUAAAGAAAUUAAACAAAUGGAAUAUCUCUCCAAGGUUAUUGACGAGACGUUGCGGGCAGUUUCUAUUUCAUUGUUUACUUGUCGUGAGGCAAAAACUGAUGUUAGCAUCAAUGGUUAUACAAUACCACAAGGAUGGAAAGUGUUAGUUUGGUUUAGGGGAGUUCACAUGGAUCCAGAAAAUUAUCCGAACCCCAAAGACUUUAAUCCUUCGAGAUGGGAAGAGAAUAAACACAAAGCUGGAACCUUUUUUCCCUUUGGAAGAGGGACUAGGCUAUGCCCCGGAAGUGAUUUGGCAAAACUUGAAAUUUAUACUUUUCUUCAUUAUUUUCUCCUUGAUUACGAACUUGAACCACUAAACCCAGGAACUAGUGUGACAUACUUACCUCAUUCAACGCCUGGAGACAAUUGCCUUGCGAAAAUCAAGAAGCUCUCAUCAUCAUCAUCAUCAUCUUACAAAAAAGUCUAGCUAGUGUUCUAUCUUGAUGCUCUCAUUGCUGCCAAUAAACAUAUCUCAAGUUAUCAUUGUACGUUUAUUUUAGGCAACAAAAACAUACAAUAUGGAGAAGAUUAGCUAGUGUUAGUGUUCUAUCUUGAUGCUCUCAUUGUUGCCAAUCCUUCAUGCCCUUUUUUACAUUUUAGGUACUCAAAUAAGUUUAUAUUUAGCGUAGCUGCAAAAGGCAUUAUGGUUUA